CGUAAAUCACACCCCCAGACCUUUUCACGAUUUGCUUUCUGCCUCUUACUUAUAAGCCACUUUUGUGGAGUAUUUUCAGGGGCAAGACGAGGUGAGAAGGAAGCUCUCAGGGAGAGUCAGAGAUUAAAAGGAGAAAACGCCGCCCCUUGGGGAUCUGGGGCGUGGCGGGCAGCAUAGGGGAGGAAUGGCUCCUGGGGCCCCUGCGCCGCCUCCAAAGCGAGGGCGUCCCAAGCCGGGUCACCGCGAGUCCUGCAGAGGACAGGACACUUAGGGCGCAUCCAGCCCGGCCUCCCCGCCGAGUUUCCACCUCUGUCCCGCAUCUCAGCGUCACCACACCCCGGCCGGCGGUGAAGCUCGGAGAUGAGCCCAUUCCUGGAUGUGAAAGCUGAACUUGGGCGGCAGCGGCGAUCUGCGGGGUCCACAGCAGAGCACGCGGGGAUGCGGGGCAUCUUCUGGGCGCGCCCUGCCGGGGCUGCUCUAGGAAGAGGACGGCGAGCGGGGCGCGGGGCCGAGAACUCGGCGGCAGUGCGGCCCCACUGGCGUUGCCAGGCGCGCGGUUGCCGGGUGACCCCGGGCUGUUUACCGUCCGGCCGAGAGCGCCCGAGCGCGGGGGCUCGCCGCACCCACCAUGGCCUCUCGCAGCGCAGGCACCCUCCCGACCGAGUUCAAUGCCGCCUACGUGCCCCUCGGCCUCGUGCCCGGGUACCAAGGCCAUGUUCCCAGUGUGGCCUUCUCCCUCGGCUCCCCCUAUAGCGCCACCACCCUCAAGUACUUCCAGGACCACCGCAAUGCAGCCCUGGAGAAGAGCUACACUCCCUUCAGCAAAGGCGGCCACUUUCCGACCAUCUUCUCCCCAAACCCCAGCUUCGUGCUGAGUAACUGCUCCAACACCCGGGACCACUGGCUGCGCGCCCCCAGCUACACCCGCUUCAACCUGGACAGUGACCGCUCCUCUGAACUCAAGUGGUUCUACCAGAUGGCACAGCAGCAUCGGAAGUACUAUCGAGACAAGACAGGCAUGGUGCCCCGGGUCCCCUACUUCGUGCUGCCUGUGAGGGAAUGGGAACGGUACCCCCUCCCCACCGACCUGCCUCCUCUGACCCCGAAGAAGAAGUGGCACCUUUUAAGAGUCUCCCCUGACAACCUGAAGACCUACCAGACGUUCCCAUCCGGGAAGAGGGUCUCCCCACAGGAGCGGCAGAAGAGAGACUGCUACUUUGAGUUCAGAGCGUGAUGCCAGGGAGCCACUGGGCCUGACCGGGUUGGCUUUUGGAAUAAAAUCUUUAGCCAUGACCAUCCCCCAUUCCUCUCCUCUGAGCCCCAGGAGUAUUUGGCACAGUAGGACAGCUCUUGAGGGUCACAGAGCACUGUGUCUUAAGAGCUGUGGAAAGCUCAGUGCAGAGGGUUCAAUGCAGGAAAAAGCAUGCCCAGUGACCUGGUGGACACCUCUCCUCCAAGGGGGAGGCGGGUAGAACUGAGGACUGAGUCUUGGUGGCAGGUCGCUCAUGUACAGAGGUACUUCCCAUCUGCUCCCACUGGUCCCAUUCUCAUUCUGAGAAUGAGGAUGAAGUCACCCCAGAACAACUGCACUGGGUGUCAGAUGCAAAGGAAUUCCUGUGUGAGGCCCGCCCCAGCAUCAUUUUGUCGACACGGUGACCUGUGAGGGAGGUGGCGUUAUCCCCACUUUACUGAUAAAGACACUGAGGCUCAGAGAGGUUGAGAAAGUUGCCCAAGUUCACGUAGCUUAAGUGACACAGCCAGGAUUUGAGCCCAGGUCUUUCUGACUCUCAAGCCCUUUUCACUGCACAUCCUGCUUGUGGUCCACGUGGAGGCGGAGGGGCAGGGAUGACGCAGCCCUUGGAUUCCAGAGGACGCUGUGGAGCUUGAGAGAAGAAACUCUGUAAAGCAGCCGUGUUCUGCAUUCUGCCCAGACUGGCAUGGACAGGCUGAUUUGGCAUCUGCCCCCGGGGCUGUUUCUAGAAGGGGACGGGAGAGAGUGACCUAGAACAAAGCCACUCUUCAAGGAACCUCGGUUUCAGGAGCCUCUAGGCCAGAAGGGGACCCUGCGAAAGGGUUCCCAGGUCACAGGCCUGAGGUGGCCUGAGAGGUCCAGUGUCUGGAGGGUCUGCUCUCACCAGGCUGCUGCUUCCUAUCUCCUGGGAGGCCACCUGCCUGCAGGGGACAGGCUGUGGGUGACAGCCCCUCAGUUUACAGGAACUGCGAUGGGGACCUCAGGCCAGGUGUGUAUCCACACCAUACCACAGGAGUUCUCCAACAUUCCAGCACCUCCUGGAUUUGAUCAAGGGACUCUGUCAAUCAACAGGGCCUUUAUUCCCCCCCAAUGGGUGAGUCUGGACCUAAAGGCAAGGCGACUGCUGUAGGUUCAAGUACACAAGAGGGUGAAACAGCCCUUCCCUUGGGAGCCAGUGUUUAGACACCUCCCCCGAGGACAGUGUAAACAAGAAAAACCGUGUGCCCCUCAGAUAGGCAUCUGACAGCUCUCAGAGACCCCUGUAAGGGGCUGUUCCUGUGUCCCAGAGUCCCUGAGCAGCUGGGCCCUAAACGGUCCCUGUGGUGGCCAAAUUCAUUCCAGGACUUGGCUGAAUGGCAAAGCAAAUAAACUGAUUGCUGUUCACACGCUGUUGCAUCCCAAGGGCCCACGGGUGUCAAGUGGGGCCAAGAUGUCCUCUCCCUCAAUGAGGACUGGGAAGCCGGGCACCAACUGGAAUGACUGCUACAUGCACAUCUCUGUACAGCCUGCACCGGGAGAUGCAAGGAGAGAUGCUGGGGUGGGGGGCGCUCCAGCAAAGGGAGGGAAGGACGCGUAUUUUCUUGGUGAACUGCAUCGCAUUUGGUCUGGUCCCUGCUGUGACAUGAGGUUGGAUUUGAACCCUGCCCUCAAAAAAACUGGCCACCCCAGCUUGCUGAGUGUCAUCAGCAAACCUAAGCCCUGGAGUGAGCAGUUGUUAAUAAAAAGUA
Messenger RNA from Equus quagga, 2979 nucleotides. It is a transcript of the gene CIMIP2C, whose product is annotated as family with sequence similarity 166 member C. NCBI's taxonomy places the organism in Eukaryota, Metazoa, Chordata, Mammalia, Perissodactyla, Equidae. The transcript has 4 exons. Bases 629 to 1234 code for a protein of 201 amino acids. The record is from RefSeq and is a predicted model, not a curated record.